Messenger RNA from Mangifera indica (mango), 901 nucleotides. RefSeq lists its product as uncharacterized. NCBI's taxonomy places the organism in Eukaryota, Viridiplantae, Streptophyta, Magnoliopsida, Sapindales, Anacardiaceae. Bases 70 to 678 code for a protein of 202 amino acids. The transcript has a single exon. The record is from RefSeq and is a predicted model, not a curated record.
GUUUGGCAUCGCUAGUUUUACUUCACGAAUUAUCUCCCUUUUUAUAAUAAAAAACCAAACCAGUGAGCGAUGGCAAUGGAAAUGGAAAUGGUGAAGCAAUCUCAGAAAGAUGACAUCUUGCAUCAUGAAAUUGAUGGGUUUUUCUGUUUGUCAUCUGAAGAUUCCUUGGAAGAGAAUAAUGAUCUCUCUUACUGGGAAUUUGUUAACCCUUCUGAUGCUGAUUCAGAUGAUUUUGAUAAUCUUUCUUUAGAUAGUUUUCGAAAUGGGUUGUUUGUUUCUUGGCAUUCUUCGCUGUCUUCAUCAAGAUCAACCCCAGGAGAGAAUCAAACGGAAAAAUCCGAUCUUGAUGUGAUUGUUGGAGAUCAGCUUGUUGGGUAUCUCGAAAAGCAAGUCUCAUAUCAUGAGUAUGAAGAAGAAGUAGAAGAAGAAGAAGAAGAAAAAGAGUGUAAGUAUGCUGAUGAUAAGUAUGGUGAUGAAUCUGAUUAUGAUGGUGGCGAUGACGUGGACGAUGAGCUUGUACCGUGGUCUGUGAGUGCGAAGCUUGGAAGGCAGAGGAUGAGGAAAUUGGGGAAGAGGGCUUUUGCAAAGAUGCACUAUUCAAAGAAGUCACCUUUCUUGUACAUGAAGCCUGGUUGUGUUCAUGGCAAGCAUGGACUGGGAAUGAAGCACAAUGUUUAAGGUAAUGUUAGGGAAUUUGUGGAGAAAUUUAUCAUAAAGGUGUCAACUUUGAUGUGGGCAUUUUAUUUCUUAGGAAUUCCAUAUGGGCACUUUGUAAAUAAUUGCUGUAGUUUGUUUAGAAUUGCUUAGAUGAUGUAUUAGGUUAUGCUAAUUGAACUUAUUAUGUGGAUGUCUUCGACUUGUUCUCUCAAAUCUUGAAGUUUAUAAAUGUUUAGUUAUGUAA